Paraglomus brasilianum is the source of this 2574-nucleotide messenger RNA. NCBI's taxonomy places the organism in Eukaryota, Fungi, Glomeromycota, Glomeromycetes, Paraglomerales, Paraglomeraceae. The record is from the annotation of a GenBank genome assembly.
AUGAAUAAAGUACUUGAGGAAUCAAGGUCGGCUGCUCAAAAACGAGAAGAUGAAGAUUUCGAAAAAGCAAAAGAACGAAGUCUUGAAGAAAUGAAGACGACGCAGACUUACGAUGUGUCAUCAAUGCAAGAUCAUGGAUCAAGUCACGACCAGGAAACCAACAAACGUCGCUGGUCAUCAACAUGGGAUGAUCCAGAAAAUCCUACGGAUCGUACUAGAGUAGAUGAUACUCCACUCGGUCUCAGACCUAUAGAGCGUUUAUACUUUCCAACAUCUGUUAUUCAAGCGCUGUUCCAUGUCCCAGUGUUAAGACUAGCCGUGCUAGCCUUCCGACCAACCAGAGAAGACUGGGGCGACACGACUGAUUAUUGGAGAGGAAUGUCUUCCAGAUUAUCAGGCGUUGGGUAUGAGUUAACUGACCAUCAAGAAAAUGGAAAGCGACGACGGGAAUGUCUGAGAUUUAUGCAUGAAUUGCAAAAGCUCUUCGCUUUCUUGCAAUUAAGUAAACGCGCCUACGGAAGUGGAUUACAUGUGUACGAAGCAUUGAAAUUUGACGAUAGCAGUUAUGUGACUUCUGAUGUAGUGUCAAGCGGACCUGAUUUCAUCAGUAAGAUUCUCGAGAAAAUGGUCGAGGCCUCCAAAUACCAACAGCCUUUAGAAGAAGUGUCGGAUAUUCCAGAAGAGUGCCAACCAUUUAUAUUACCGUUUCCCACGCUUCUGAAAUCUCGCGCGACUGAAACAGGCUGGGCGAACGAAGAGAUGUAUUACGGAGGAUAUCAGUCGAGAGAAUGUACAAAUAUGAUAUCCUUUCUUGUCCUACAGAAUUCCGUUUACGCAGCUCUCGACGAUAUAAUGUUUCAUGGUCACAAGAAAAUCGCCUUCACCAAUCUCACCAAAGUAUUGUUCAUAAACAUAAAGAGAUCCAACACAGGCUAUUCAUCAUAUGGGUGGAACGAUCCUUUUCAAAUUCAUAAAACUAUGUAUAUGGAUCGAUACAUGAUACAUAAUAGAGCAGAGGUGGAGACAAUACUGGAGUCGGCUGAGCACUUGAAGAGGAAUUUCGAAAGAUUAGAGGCUGAAAUCGACAAGAUUAAUAAAAGCAAUAACUCAUGUAGUGGAUUAGAAUUACUUCGACUAUCGAUUGACUAUUACAGACAGAAACAAGCAUCAAAGCCUCCGAAUGAGCUUGACUUUAAUGAUGACGAUGCGAAAGUGAUCACAUUCUUACAGGAAACUUUAAAUUUCAUGGAGCAACGGUUAAAAGAACUGGAGGAGAGGGUAGAAAAAAUAAAGGAUCAACUCGAGCAUGCGUUUGACUUGGAAGAAUUCCGUAAAGUUGAAUAUCAUCUUAAAGCUGUUCUUGUUAGUGAUAGUAUUAGACAAGGACAUACAUGGGCUUACAUAUGGGUUCCUGCUGAGAGCAUGGAGGAUGAUUUAAUUAUGGAUCUUGACGAGAAGAACGGGUGUUGGUACAAAUUUUGUGAAGUUGAUGUUCAAAAGGUUACCGAAGAUGUUGUGCUCUCUGCAACAACGAAUACGUGGUCUGAUGGCGUAUACGCUCUUGUAUACGCAGCAGCAGACCACGAUUCCAAUCACCUUAAUUCCAGGUUUAUGAAAUCUGUUAUCCCGGAAUCGCUGAAGAAUUUCGUUGAUAAAGACUCGGCAGAGUUAGACGAGGAAUUACAACAAUAUUCGCAGAAGCUAUCUGAGUACGCAUUGAACAUGGAUAACUGGCGCCAAGAUUAUCCAGUCACAAGAAGUAUAGGCAGAGAAUAUACAGACAUGAGACAUACAUUCAUGGGAGGAAAGCAAGCGAGUAAUAUGGAGUCUACGAACCCUGAUAUUCUGAAAAGAUUCGAAAUAUUCUGUGGGAAGUUGGAUAGAAGCGAUAUUGUUGUGAGACUUCUCAAAAACUACUUGGACACAAGUAAACAACGCAGAGAAUACACCGACCCUAUUCCCUUGGAUUCUCGCUAUCAUUCAGACGAGACGAUUCAGCCAUUUGUUUUAGCAUACGAUACGUACAAGAGGAUCACUUCUUGUCUCUGUGAUGGAUUAAGCGAACUGGCAAACAAAUAUUAUGAGGAUGCACUCAAGAUAUUCAUACAAGUGGCGCAAUUGGAUGAUAAAUGGUUACAGGAAUAUAGGGAUAUUAUGGGGAGAGCUUAUGAAUUGGAGAGGGAGGCAGAAAUCUUCAAAUAUGGAAGAGAAUGUUUACUACAAAUGCACAAAAGAUCUCGCGAUCAAGUUCGUUCCCAGGGAUUCGAUGAUGCUUUCAAAGUGAUUUACUAUUUUCAGCUACUUGUCAAAGAUUCAUGGGCAAAAGACAAACUAUACCAGCAAUUCCAGCAUGAUUGGAUACGAUUCCACGAAAAUAACGAAAACAGUCUAGACGAGUACCAGAAUUCUCAAAUACAGGAACUCCUCCAGUGGUAUUCCGAUGGGCUGCCAGAAGACGCGUUUACUAGGUUGGAUAUAACUUUGAAACCAAUAGAUGAAGAUCAACCGAUCGAGGACGUAGACCGCCUUCACACAAGAUACGCGAGACUUUUGAGAGAACUUGGAAAUAUUUAA